This is a messenger RNA of Abrus precatorius (Indian licorice), 978 nucleotides long. RefSeq lists its product as uncharacterized. NCBI's taxonomy places the organism in Eukaryota, Viridiplantae, Streptophyta, Magnoliopsida, Fabales, Fabaceae. The record is from RefSeq and is a predicted model, not a curated record. The transcript has 4 exons. Bases 109 to 630 code for a protein of 173 amino acids.
AUUGUAGUCUUCCUCUCUCCUUCCUCGUAGCUACCAGCUCCCUGUAUUCUUCCUUUUUCAGGAUUCUCUCCCAAGGCGUUCUUCUGUGGAAUAAAACCGUUGUUGAAGAUGAACUGUUAUAGUCUUCAGCAGAACGCCUUUGCAGCCUGUGAAGAGAUGAGAGGUUCUGUGAACUUGGCCGAUCAGAAGGAGCCUGUCAUAUGCCCUAAGCCGCGCCGAGUCGGGGUGUUAUCUAACACGCCUGCGAGGCCCUUAAGAUGGCAUUUCAAUCAACAGGCUGAGGGUUCUGAUUCAAAAGCUGGGGCAGAGCUACUAGACAUUAUGUUCAAAAAGGAGAGUCAUGGAGAUGAAUUUGCAAAUCAGGUAGCCUCAUCUCCUCCAUUUUUUUGUGGGUCUCCUCCGGUCCGAGCUGCAAAUCCCUUGGUCCAGGAUGCUCGAUUUGGAGACGAAAAGCAGAUUCCGACAUUGACAGUUUCAUCGCCAUCAGGUUUACUGUCUCCGUCGUCAGCAUCACGCAAAGGGGGAUGUGUUAGGAUGAGUUUUGGACUUAAACCGGCUGCAGUUAGAGUAGAAGGAUUUGAUUGUCUUGGCAGGGAUCGCCAGAAUUCUAGGAUCCCUGCUGUUGCUUAAACUCCAAUCAGAAAAGUGUACAUAGAGGAAGCUAAGUGAGACGACCAGUUAUAAAAAUGACUUGACAUAACUAGGAAGAAAAAUCUUUGAGUAGUUUAAGGAAAAUGCUGAAAAAGCAAACCUUGUGUUCUUGAGAAGGUUUGAUAUGUAAAAAGCAUGUUCUUUUUGUAAUAUAAGGAGGUUUGUUCUGAGUGUCUUCUAAUUUUUUUAGGUCAUCACCUCGAGAAUGUCCUGUAUAGAGAGUUGGUGAUUUUGCUUAUCAUCCUUGUAAAUAUGUUUAUCUAAAUUUCAAAGUAUUUGUAUUUAAUGAAAUUAAACUGGUAUUUCUAAUGAGAAAUGCCAUUUGUU